Molecule: messenger RNA, 1074 nt
Organism: Aureobasidium melanogenum CBS 110374
Lineage: Eukaryota; Fungi; Ascomycota; Dothideomycetes; Dothideales; Saccotheciaceae
Exons: 1
Coding region: 1-1074 (357 amino acids)
Biological process (GO): regulation of cell cycle
Cellular component (GO): nucleus
Source: RefSeq, a predicted model, not a curated record
AUGGCUGCCUCGCAAACACUCAUAGAUCUUGCUCAGACGCAGCGUGCUCUGGUCGCUCAGUACCUCGCCACUCUCGCUCCAAACGCUUCUAUCGACUCGUCAACUCAACUCCCACCCAACCCUCCAAACCCACUGCAUGUGCUUCGCGACAGUGCCACCUUGCUCAAGGCUCACACGACAAAGCUCGCUCUGCUCCUGAUCAACAAGCCCUUCACUCCUACCGCUGUCAAUUCUGUCCUUCGUGAUGCCACUCAAACCUGUCUUCCCGCCAUGAUGUCCGCCGUCGAACUCUGUCGUCCUGAUAUCUGGGGUGUCUUCCUACACCACCAAGUCGUUGCCAAAGUCCGUACAGUCAUGCGCGAGAUGGUCUCUUUCCUCGAGGAAGUCCUCGAUGUUGCAAGAGAGGAGAACGAGUCCAACCAUUCAAAGAGCACUCUUGCUUCUACUGGUGUGCUGUGGGAAGCCUGUGAUGCUCUGAUCCUGCUGGAAAAGACUGGGAUUGCUGGUUUGGCUGUUCUCAAGGCUCAGGAAUUACGGGAUACCAUCAACGACGCUAUCGAAGAACUCAAAGAGUGGGAAGAAGGUGAUGGAGACGACGAUGAUGAAGAGGACGAUGACGACGAGGACGAUGCAGACUCCACAAGCGAAGAUCAACACGAAAGAGACGAUCAAGACGAAUUCGACGACAUGUUCUCUGCUGCCAACAAACUACCAAAAGACCGUCUGGACCUGAAAGAACGUCUGCAAACUGCUGCCGACAAACUCAAAAAGAUACAAUUCCUCUAUGCUGCCAUCACCAAACGCAGACUCAAGACUUUUACACCAGACGUCGCUUCGAAGAAGGUUAACAUUCUGACUCUGGACAAACUCAUGCACCUGCUCAAGGAACUACCCGAAUCUGUUGAUGAUCUCGCAAACGCCUUCUACGAACUCGAUGCUGAUCAAGUCGAUACAAUCCUCAACACAUGUAUUGACAAUGCAUGUUCAGCAGCCGACCUCCUAAAGACAGACUGGAACGACAAAGACGACGAAUUCACAGCAUGGGUCACAAAGUGGACUUCUGUCGUCAGAUAA